ACAAACAUUCAUUACGUUUGCCAAUCAUUUUCAAUACAUAAUGAAAACAUUUAUAUUGUGACUAUUAUUUAGUGAUUAUAUUAAUUAUUCCAGCAACUAGCUUAUAACUAAUACAUUAUAUAAAAUCAUCAAGCUAAUCAAUCAACUGGACUAAUGUUCUCGGGGAUUUUUAAUAGUAUUGGUGCCAAGCUUACCGAGAUACCCGGGAUCAUUACGGAGAAUCCAAUUGGCAGAAUCUUGGAAUCAUUACCAGGGACCAGUAGUCCAUUACCGACUAUCCUAACCACUCCACCCAUAGUGCCAACAAUUAGGACACCUUACCCGGAACCUUCGCGAGAGCCCAUUCGCCCGGAUGUAACCAAUGACUUAUUUGGCAAACUACCCGACCCCACGCCUAUCCACCAAAUAGCACCAGCAUUAAAAGUAUGGACCCGUGAGAGGAACACCUACUUUAGCUACCGUAAAGACCAUGAUUAUUUCGUGGAGACCAUGCGCGAGUGUAGUCUCAUGCGGGAACGGGUCGUAUUUGUCACCCAUGGCUACCAGUCCACCAUAAACGCCGAUUGG
Oppiella nova is the source of this 567-nucleotide messenger RNA. The record is from the annotation of a GenBank genome assembly. NCBI's taxonomy places the organism in Eukaryota, Metazoa, Arthropoda, Arachnida, Sarcoptiformes, Oppiidae.